AUGGCUACCAAUGGCGAGACGAAGCACGAGCAUGCUGUCAUAGGCACAGAGAAGAACUUCUGGCGAUACUCAUCGCGGACAGGCUUUGAUCUCACGCGUAACAAAGACUCCCAAGGAUCACCUCCAUCAUCGAAUGUCACCGUUGAGACCAAAACAACGCCGAUCACGGUCGACCCUGCAAAGUCUGCCCUUGUGAUCAUCGACAUGCAGAACUUCUUCUUGAGUGAGGCGUUCGGACGGAAGAAAGGUGGCGGCCAUGCCGCUCUUGAGCAGCUCGUUGAGCAUGCCGUACCUGCGGCCAGGAAAGCCGGCAUUAGAGUCAUAUGGCUGAACUGGGGGCUGACAGACGCAGAGAUCUCGGCCAUGCCACCUGCUGUGACACGAUCGUUCGGCUUUGACAUGCUGAACGAUGAGGAGGGAAAGAUCGAUGGCAACACCUUCGAGGCGAAGACGAUUGGCUCGGCUGCUAACAAGCACGGUAACACGACGUUACCUGGAGACUCCUCAAAGAGUCAAAGAUACUACAAAGGCCUCGGAAGUGAAUGUGGAAUUGUGGAGGAUCCAUCGACUGGAAAGGAAAUUGAUGCUGGACGACUGCUCAUGCGGGAUGCGUGGAACAGUGCGCUGUAUCCACCUCUAGACAAGGCGUACAAAGAAGGCACGCAAAUAGAGCUCCGGCCAGACGUUUGGAUCCACAAGAACAGAAUGUCAGGAAUGUGGGGUGCGAAGACGGAGUGCGAGGACUUUCUGGAGAAGGAGGGCAUCAAUACUCUGUUCUUCACAGGCGUGAACACAGAUCAGUGUGUCGGAGGAACGUUGACGGACAGCUUCUCGAAAGGUUAUGAUUGCAUACUGCUGAACGACGGUGCGGCUACCUCGAGCCCGGAUUACGCACAGCAAUGCUUCGAGUUCAAUGCGGCAAAUACUUUUGGCUUCGCGACCACAUGCAAAGCUCUUGCAGAUGGUGUCGGGAAGAUGGGCUCGUGA
Molecule: messenger RNA, 987 nt
Organism: Recurvomyces mirabilis
Lineage: Eukaryota; Fungi; Ascomycota; Dothideomycetes; Mycosphaerellales; Teratosphaeriaceae
Exons: 2
Coding region: 1-987 (328 amino acids)
Source: RefSeq, a predicted model, not a curated record